Messenger RNA from Colletes gigas, 3546 nucleotides. RefSeq lists its product as uncharacterized. Gene Ontology annotation, molecular function: nucleic acid binding; zinc ion binding. Lineage: Eukaryota; Metazoa; Arthropoda; Insecta; Hymenoptera; Colletidae. The transcript has 2 exons. Bases 1325 to 1933 code for a protein of 202 amino acids. The record is from RefSeq and is a predicted model, not a curated record.
AUUUUUCCCAGGGGUGGCCGAACACCUUGUAUAAUACUCAACCAUGGAACAGUGUAACUGUAUUGAGUAGAUUUGUUGUAUCAGAUUAUAAAUGGAUUAAAAGUGGUAGAAUUGGAUCAUUGAUUACUGCAUAACAAGUUAUUUAUGUACAAACUAAUGAAAGACCACUUAAAUAUUUAGCUGCAUCAAUAGAAUUUAGAAUUGGAAUCCAUUAAAAUGUGACAUUUAACGAAUUUAUGUAUCCGGCGAGCAUUGCCGAGGGAAGAUACCAGGUAUACGCAACAGUACAUAUUGUAAAAUAAACCGCUGACGUAACUAUUAUAAUUUCGAUCAAUGUAAGUGCAGUCACUGGCGUUCAUGGAUAACGAAUUUGUUAAAUACAUAAAUCGGCUUCGUGUUAGAAACGUAGAAAUCAAGGAAUGCCUGAAGCAGGCCAUGUGCUUCUCCUUAGCGCGCCUCCCCCUCUUAAAGGAGGAUCGGCCAGAAUGUUUAGACAAAGAAGGACCGUACUGUCAAGGAUGCCCUCACGACCCUGGUUUUCUGUCAGGGUACAGAACUGUAUUGGCUUUUGCCGUGAGCAGAUAUACGCUACAGUUUUAAGAAGCAAGUCGUGUCGAUUUAUUUAAAACGCCCGACCGCUAUCCAGAUCCUGAUAUCGAACUUUUCUUAUAUAUCAGAAGCGGGAUUUACCGUGAGUGCAGUGCACAUUUGGAGAGGAUACUCGCGUAUUGUGUGUACGGACUAUUCGAGUGUCCUUGAACAAUAAAGUGUGCAGUUAGAGUAAGACUAUUUUUAGUGAUAAGACGUAGUGUUAAUUGUGUAUAUACUUUUUGUUCGUUGUGUUGAAUUUUGUGAACGGAUUUUGAACCGUUCGAACGAUGGAUCGUGCAUCGUGCAGUCGAUACAGCGACGCGGCGGACCAGCGACCGAGUGUUGUUGAAUCGCGGCUUGAGAAGCUGGAAAACAUGAUGGAGGAGUUUUUGCGGCAAUCGCGCGCGCGAUCGCAUGCGUCCCAACGGCGGGAUUCGCGUUCGCGGUCACGUUCACGUUACGUAGCCCGGCAAGGCGAACUCCGCGUAGACGAUCACGCAGUCCGCGAAGAAGCGAGUCGGAGUCGCGGAAUACCCGUCACGAUCGCGUGGAACGGGAACGUUUAGAAACGCGAAGUUCCGCGCCGCGUGCGAAAUCACCCAGUUACGCACGCCCAGGGGACGAAAAUUUAAUGCCCAUAUAAGACCCAUCGAAGGAAGACCUGUCAAUAGAGAAUUGGGUUCGACACGUGAACGACUUGGCAGCUCGAUUCGCAUGGGACGACAUUAGCGUCAUGCGCUUGAUCGCGACGAGAUUGCGAGGACAUGCCCGCCAGUGGUAUGAUACCCGGAUGCGAGUCGCGACCACGUGGGCCGAAACAAAGGUCCUCCUCGUGGCGCAAUUCCGGCGAACGAUGCCAUUUUCCAAGUUGCUGAGGGAAGCAGACUUGUAUGAAGCAAAACCCGGACAGGCCCUGGGAGAUUGUUGCUUCCAGAAGAUAAACUUAAUCAGACGGCUGGACAUCGACCUGAGCGACGAAAAGAUUGUCGACAUGGUCAUAUUCGGCGUACCGGACGAGACAAUUGCCAGGACAAUCAGGUCGGCGAAGCACACCGAUCCCAAUGAUCUGUAUGCGUCGAUGUGCACCAUGGGCAGCAUGCCUGGAAAGGAGGAACGAUUGCGGAACAACCGGCAGGUCGUACUUCGUCCACCCUCCGCAACGAAGACGAGCGACGGCCCGAAGAGCAAAACGGCGAUCACCUGCUUCAAUUGUGGGAGAGUAGGACACCGGGCACGAGAAUGCCGAAAGCCGAAGGCAGAGUGCAACAGCUGCAAGAAGCUAGGACACCGACAAGAGAGUUGUCCGGAAAAAGAGAAACGUCAGGGUGGAUCGAAGGCGUGAGGCUUCGAUAAGCGCCAGGAUGGACUUUGCCCGGCGACCAGGCAAAAUCCGGCAAGCGAGGGCAACGGCCUAAGCACCUGACGAGGGAGGAGGACAAAUAGGGGUCACUCAACACCGGUCCAACGGGACGGACCCAAGAAAGUUAUCCUUCGCAGAUACGACGGUAUCUUAGCGAGGAAGGGCGUUGAGCCAAACGGACACAUACGGUGUCAAAGUUGCUGAGCAUAGGUACGCAGGUACCUUAGGCAAAUAUCCUUCGCGGGUACAACGGUAUCUUAGCGAAGAAGGGCGUGAGCCAGACGGACACGACGGUGUCAAAGUUGCUGAGCAUAGGUACGCAGGUACCUUAGGCAAAUAUCCUCCGCAGAUACAACGGUAUCUUGGCGGGGAAGGACACCGAACCAGACGGACACGAAGGCUUGUCUCAGGCAGGGUGGUUGUCAGUAAGGGAUACAACGGUAUCCAUAGUUGAUCGUGAGUGGUGCAACGGUAUCACGUCACGACGACAACCUUUUUAUUUUCAGCCAAAUCAAAGGACUAAUUUUAUUGUAAAGUCUGAGGGCAGACUUGAAUGUCAGUAUGGCCGAAUGUUAGAAACGUAGAAAUCAAGGAAUGCCUGAAGCAGGCCAUGUGCUUCUCCUUAGCGCGCCUCCCCCUCUUAAAGGAGGAUCGGCCAGAAUGUUUAGACAAAGAAGGACCGUACUGUCAAGGGUGCCCUCACGACCCUGGUUUUCUGUCAGGGUACCGAACUGUAUUGGCUUUUGCCGUGAGCAGAUAUACGCUGCAGUUUUAAGAAGCAAGUCGUGUCGAUUUAUUUAAAACGCCCGACCGCUAUCCAGAUCCUGAUAUCGAACUUUUCUUAUAUUCGCGAACAUUGUGGGAGCUAACAAUAAAAUUCGAAGUUCCACACCUUAUGUUGGAUGACCAUUGUUGGUCCUGGAUGUAAAACGUAUUGAAAUAUAUUGUAUUUGUUAAAGUACGCUUAUUGCUGUACUCGAAAUUCUGGAUCGUAAAUAUCCACAAUGGCCGAACAAUGUUUGAAAAUAACGUAAAGCAAACUUAUCAAGACGCAACAGGAUUGAAUCGGGGCAUUUUUUUUAUGAAACUGAAAAUAUUUUCGUAGUUAAAUCGAUUCACAAUUUUGAACGAAGGAGAAUUUCCGAGAAAAUUCAAAGAAUUUUUACCAUCUGGAGCGGCACGCACCCAGCUUCGCUUUCAUCGUCGAUGACCACUUAUCCCUGCUCUUGAAACCAACAUAAAUAAUCUUUAUCUCGGUUUAUUCUGCGGUUUAUUUACGUCGUUUGCUCUGUAGGUUUAUUUUAUUUCGUACGGCCAGAUAAAUAUUAUUUAUGUUGCUAUCACGAGUACAGAUAAGAUAACGAAGUGAAUGAACUUUUUGUCUAUUUUCUCUAAUAAAAAAAAUAUUUAACGAAAUCAUAGUUUUCGUGUUUUUUCAACAAUUAAGAAUUAUGGCUUUGCUAUGUAAAAUCACCUCAAAGAUUAUCCAUCUGUAGAUAAAUUUUGUAGUAAAUUCUACUGUGCUACACGAACAAAAUUGUUAAACAUUUGUUCUAUAAUUAUAUAAUAAUUCUUUACUUCUGAAAUCAUCUAAA